AUGCAGAUUUUUGUCAAAACUUUAACUGGUAAAACUAUCACCUUGGAGGUUGAGCCCUCCGAUACCAUUGAAAAUGUCAAGGCUAAGAUCCAAGACAAGGAGGGUAUCCCACCAGAUCAACAACGAUUGAUUUUUGCUGGAAAACAGUUAGAAGAUGGCCGUACCCUCUCAGACUAUAAUAUCCAGAAAGAAUCUACGCUUCACUUGGUGCUUCGUCUUCGUGGAGGUGUUAUUGAGCCAACAGCAAGACUCCUUGCUCAGAAAUACAACUGUGACAAAAUGAUCUGUCGCAAGUGUUAUGCACGUCUUCCAUUGAGGGCUACCAACUGCCGUAAGAAGAAAUGCGGAAACAGCAGUAACUUGAGGCCCAAAAAGAAGCUUAAAUAA
Messenger RNA from Gigantopelta aegis, 387 nucleotides. Its product is annotated as ubiquitin-like. The record is from RefSeq and is a predicted model, not a curated record. Gene Ontology annotation, biological process: modification-dependent protein catabolic process; protein ubiquitination; translation. Lineage: Eukaryota; Metazoa; Mollusca; Gastropoda; Neomphalida; Peltospiridae. Gene Ontology annotation, molecular function: structural constituent of ribosome; protein tag activity; ubiquitin protein ligase binding. Gene Ontology annotation, cellular component: nucleus; cytoplasm; ribosome.